UCCCGGGUCGCUCUCCGUCCCCCGCCCGGCUCUUCGGCGCGCGCGCUGGUCUCCAGGGCCUAGGAGUCCGCGAUGGCGUUCCUGUGUCAGCGCGACAGCUACGCGCGGGAGUUCACCACCACCGUGGUCUCCUGUAGCCCCGCUGAACUGCAGACGGACGCGAGCGGCGGCAAGAAAGAAGUGCUGAGCGGUUUCCAGGUGGUUCUGGAAGACACGCUGCUUUUCCCCGAGGGCGGGGGCCAGCCUGAUGACCGUGGUACCAUCAAUGACAUCUCUGUGCUGAGAGUGACCCGCCGUGGGGCCCAGGCUGAUCAUUUCACACAGACAGCUCUGUCCCCUGGGAGCCAGGUCCAGGUCCGGGUGGACUGGGAGCGGAGAUUUGAUCACAUGCAGCAGCAUUCAGGGCAGCAUCUCAUCACAGCAGUAGCUGACCAUCUCUUUGGGCUGAAGACGACGUCAUGGGAAUUAGGGAGACUCCGGAGUGUGAUUGAGUUGGACAGCCCUUCUGUGACUGCAGAGCAGGUAGCUGCCAUUGAGCAAAGUGUCAACCAGAAAAUCAGAGAUCGGCUUCCUGUGAGUGUGCGAGAGCUGAGCCUGGAUGACCCUGAGGUGGAGCAGGUGAGGGGCCGGGGUCUCCCAGAUGACCAUGCUGGGCCUAUUCGCGUUGUUACCAUCGAGGGUGUCGAUUCCAACAUGUGCUGUGGGACCCACGUGAGCAAUCUCAGUGACCUGCAGGUCAUUAAGAUUCUGGGCACUGAGAAAGGGAAAAAGAACAAAAGCAACCUGAUAUUUCUGGCUGGGCACCGGGUACUGAAGUGGAUGGAGCGAAGUCAUGGGAGAGAGAAAGCGCUGACCACACUGUUGAAGUGUGGAGCCGAGGAUCACGUGGAAGCAGUGAAGAAGCUCCAGAAUGCCACCAAGCUUCUGCAGAAGAACAACCUGUGUCUCCUCAGAGACCUGGCUGUGCACACUGCCCACAGCCUCAGGAGCAGCCCAGACUGGGGAAGUGUGGUUACACUACACAGGAAAGAGGGUGAUUCUGAGUUCAUGAAUAUCAUCGCCAAUGAGAUUGGGUCAGAGGAGACCCUCCUGUUUUUAACUGUGGGGGAUGAGAAAGGUGCUGGACUCUUCUUAUUGGCAGGGCCAGCGGAGGCCGUGGAGACCCUGGGGCCCAGGGUGGCUGAAGUCUUAGAAGGCAAAGGAGCAGGGAAGAAGGGCCGCUUCCAGGGCAAGGCCACCAAGAUGAGCCGUCGGGCAGAGGUGCAGGCACUUCUGCAGGACUAUGUCAGCUCACAGAGGGCUGAGGAGUGAGGGGCCAGGAUGCCCGUCCCCGUGACCACAGCAGUCUUUUGGACAGUAAAAGAGUGUCACCCAAAAUGAUUGUGUACUGUUGUUU
Microtus oregoni (creeping vole) is the source of this 1396-nucleotide messenger RNA. RefSeq names its product alanyl-tRNA editing protein Aarsd1. NCBI's taxonomy places the organism in Eukaryota, Metazoa, Chordata, Mammalia, Rodentia, Cricetidae. The transcript is spliced from 12 exons. Gene Ontology annotation, molecular function: nucleic acid binding; Ser-tRNA(Ala) deacylase activity; alanine-tRNA ligase activity. The record is from RefSeq and is a predicted model, not a curated record. Gene Ontology annotation, biological process: alanyl-tRNA aminoacylation; regulation of translational fidelity. Bases 73 to 1311 code for a protein of 412 amino acids.